Molecule: messenger RNA, 552 nt
Organism: Mesorhabditis spiculigera
Lineage: Eukaryota; Metazoa; Nematoda; Chromadorea; Rhabditida; Rhabditidae
Source: the annotation of a GenBank genome assembly
AUGGGUGAUAACGACACCUCGAAUCGACCAAAUUCGACAACAAUCUAUGAGGAAACUACCACCGAAUAUUGGGAAUGCAUUGAAUAUCCGACAGGCGAAUAUUUAUAUACCGACCCGGUUGGUGGGCGCUACGCCGGGAAUUGGUUGCCUAUACAAGCGGAUAGAAAUGUUGCCACCGACCCAUACGUGGUUACGGCGCUCUUUAUGGUUGCUGCCGCACUGACCGACACCUUAAGCUCCACGCUGCAUCCCAUCUUCUACGCCCCGUAUCCAGCGAUGAAAGCCUCUGCGCUGCCACCAGAAGCAAACUUUGCGGUCCACGCGCUUGUGCUCGUCUAUGCGACGCCCGCGCUACACGUAGUCUGCUCGGUGCUGACCAUCGGCCUGUUGAGAAUGGCGCACACGUCCCAAGGGCACCGCCGGUUUCACAACGCGACCAAGGCAGCUGUUGUCGUGGCCUACGUUAGCAUGCUACUUCUGGUGAACGCGUUUAUUUGGACCUCCUGGUUCGAAGGAGCUGUGCUAAAUGAUCCCGCAGAGAGGGCGUAUCGU